UUAUUUGGUCACAAUUUCAAAAUCCAUUUUUUACCUGUUUUCAACAGUACAUAUUUUCUUUUAUAGCAUAUCGGAGUUAUCCCUAGAUUCAACCCUCCAUGCCAUCAAUCUGCACUGCAACAACAUCUCCAAGAUCGAAGCCAUUGAUCAUGUUUGGAAUCUACAGCAUUUAGAUCUGUCAUCGAAUCAAAUAAGUCAAAUCGAAGGGCUGAGCACACUGACCAAGCUGCGCACUUUAAAUUUGUCUUGCAACCUGAUCACAAGAAUAGAAGGACUUGAGGCACUGAUUAAUCUGACUAGACUGAAUUUAUCGUAUAACCACAUAAACGAUCUCAGUGGUCUGAUGGCCCUUCAUGGAAUCAAACAUAAGCUCCGGUACGUCGACCUGCACAGCAACUGCAUAGACAGCAUCCACCACUUACUGCAGUGCGUGGUGGGCCUGCACUUCCUGACCCACCUGGCCCUGGAGAAGGACGGCGAGGACAACCCUGUGUGCCGCAUGCCAGGGUACCAGGCUGUGAUGUUGCAGACCCUGCCCCAGCUCCGAGUCUUGGACGGCAAGAACAUAUUUGGUGAGCCAGUCGAUCUGUCUCAGAUGAAUUCCUCAAGUGUGCAGUGCUUCGAAGGCCUUUUGGAUAAUUUAGUCUCGUCUGAUUGUCCCCUAACUAUAAGUGAAGAUGAGAUCAUUGACGGCAUGCCGAUGGUGACAGCCCCCAUGGGUGACAUGGGUGACAACGUGGCCCCCCUGGACCAGUUCUCAAGCACACCAACCGACACUGGGCUGCCUGCCUUCAUGUCCAUGUGCCCGUCUCCUGAGCCAGAGAAGGCUAAUCAUGACGGCGAUUUUCAGAAUGAGAUGAAGCUUCAGAAAUUAGAUGAUCAGUUUUUACAGCUUCUCAACGAAACUUCUAGUUCUUUAAUAGAUAAUGUUCCCGAGAAAGACGUGAGACCGAAGAGAGACACAGAUGUGACUUCUGAGAGUGACUAUGGAAACAGAAAAGGAUGUAAUAGAAAAAUUCCUCGAAGAUCAAAAAUCCCAUAUUACUCCAAAACAAUCCAGACUAUUAGGCACCACAACAAAAACAACAACCCUUUCACAAGUUAUAAUUAUAAAGUGAAACAGCCUUUCUUUAAAGGCUUGUAUAUGAGAUCAUCUCUCGUGAGCUGUAACCAACUGGAGGAGACUGAGGAGCCGAAGACUGAGCUGAUUCAAGUGGGCAGCAGUUGCUUAGAAGACAACACCUACCGGAGACUUGUCACACAGCUCGACCAGGAGAGGGAGAAAAGGUGGAAAGCUGAGCAAGCUGAAAAGAAGCUCGUGGAUUAUAUCAGUGAGCUGCAUAAACACGCAAAGGAGAAAAAAGACAUCCACAGCCUGGCCCUGCUCACCACGGACAGGUUAAAGGAAAUUAUUUUUAAAGAGAGAAAUUCCAAAGUCCAACUUGAAAUUAUGGUACACAGGCUUCAAAAUGAAAUUAAAAAACUAACUAUUGAGUUAAUUAAAGCAAGAGAUCAGCAAGAAGAUCACAUCCGACACCUGAGAUCCCUGGAGAGAGCGUUAGAGAAAAUGGAGCAGCAGAAAGGGCAGCAGCAGGCGGCACAGAUGCGGCUUAUUGAAGAGGUGGAGCUCAAAGCAGCCGCUGCCGACCAGGAAAUAACUCUCCUGCGCACCUCCCUGCUCCAAGAGAAGGAGCAGGUGCAGCAGCUUCAUGACCUCCUCACGCUGAAGGAGCAAGAGCACAGGAAAGAACUUGAAACAAGGGAAUUUUUCAGUGAUGCUGAGUUCCAGGAAGCCGUAGCCAAGGAGGUGGCUAAGGAGGAGGCAAAGCACGAGCAGGAGAUCAAAGCAUACCAGGGAAAAAUCGAUGCCUUGAACCAGCAGUACCUGGACUUGGAAAACGAGUUUCGAAUUGCUUUAACUCUCGAAGCCAGGAGAUUUAAAGAUGUUAAAGAUGGUUUUGAAAGUGUUGCAACUGAGUUAGCAAAGAGCAAGCAUGCUCUUGUUUGGGCUCAACGGAAAGAAAACGAGUCUUCCUCUUUAAUUAAAGAUCUGACCUCCAUGGUGAAGGAGCAAAAGGCAAAGCUGGCGGAAGUCUCCAAACUGAAACACGAAACAGCGACGAACCUGCAGAAUCAGAUCAGCACCCUGGAGCUCUUGAUCGAAGACGACAAGCAGAAGAGCAUCCAGAUCGAGCUGCUCAAGCAUGAAAAGGUCCAGCUGAUUUCUGAGCUUGCAGCCAAGGAGUCGCUGAUUUACGGGCUGAGGACAGAGAGAAGAAUGUGGGGACAUGAGCUGGCACAACAGGGAUCCUGCCUGGCCCAGGACCGCGGGAAGCUGGAGGCGCAGGUGGAAAGCUUAUGCCGAGAAAACGAGUCUCUCCGGGAAGCACGUGAGCAGGACAGUGACGCACUGCGGAUUAAGUGCAAGGUCAUAGAGGACCAAACUGAGACCAUCGGGAAGCUGAAAGUUUGUUUACAGGAAAAAGAGGAACACAUCAAAAUACUACAAGAGAAUGUCUCUGAAAUACAGAAGUGCACCCAGGAACAACUCGAGGAAAAGUCCUCGCAACUGGAUGACAUAAUCGAGAAGCUAGAAAGACACAAUGAAAGAAAAGCAAAACUAAAGCAGCAGCUGCAAGCAAAGGAAUUAGAACUUGAGGAUAUUAGGAAAGCUUACAGCACCCUUAACCAAAAAUGGCACGAUAAAGGGGAGCUCCUCUCUAACCUCGAAACACAAGUGAAAGAAGCUAAGGAGAAGUUUGAGAACAAGGAAAGGAAACUGAAAGCGGAAAGAGACAAAAGUAUUGAACUUCAAAAGGAUGCUAUGGAAAAGCUCUCUUGUAUGGAUGAUGCCUUUAAAAAACAAGUGGAGGCGAUUGUAGAAGCUCAUCACGCUGAAAUAGUACAGCUGGAAAAUGAAAAGCAGAAAUGUAUUGAUUCUGCAAAUAUAAAGGUUCACCAAGUUGAAGAAGAAAUGCGCGGACUUCUGCAAGAAAACUGCAAGAACAAAAGAGCAAUGGAAGCCAAAAUUAAGCAACUUGCUUUUGCUCUAAACGAAAUCCAGCAAGACUUGUGAUGUUUCUGAGAACGAAUUCAAUUGAAACGGACCAGCACACCUAUUGUAAAAAUGAUUAAAUAUUGUAACAGUAGUAACUGCUAUGACUUUGAAAUGUCUCUUUCUACACAUUUCAUUCUGAUUAUAUUUUAAGACUUUUGAAAAAGUACUUAAUUGUAUAUGUAGAUUUUUAUAAUAAAUUUUUGAUAAUUAUGUGUAUUAGAAAAACUGAUCAAAAUCACUAGACUUAAGACACUUUUUUGUUGUGCUAUGCAUUCUUUGGUAAUGACACAUUUGCCUAUAAAUAUGUAAGUGAAAAUUAAGAUUAGCCUUUGACUAUAUUAGGAAAAGUAUUUUAAUGGUUUUUGUUGCCUUAUUGUGUUGAUGAAGAACUAAUUAUAUUUAUUGGUUGUCAUUUA
Miniopterus natalensis is the source of this 3474-nucleotide messenger RNA. The record is from RefSeq and is a predicted model, not a curated record. Lineage: Eukaryota; Metazoa; Chordata; Mammalia; Chiroptera; Miniopteridae.